AUGGAAAGAAAGAAAAUGGCCUCCCGCGAAAAAGUCCUGCAAACCACCGAGCUACUCGAGCUCAUCCUCUUCCACCUCCCGAUGCGAGACCUCCUCCUCGCCCAACGCAUCUGCAAACGCUUCAACGACCUCAUCCGCCACUCCACCACCCUCCAACAAACCCUCUUCUUCCUCCCGCGCCCCGCAUUACCAUCAUCCACCCCACCGGCCGCCACCACCUCGUCCCCGCCCCUCCGCUCCUUCGCCACCGGCGCCAUCACCACCGAGCCCUGGGACCGCAACCCCCUCCUCACCUCCGCCUUCCCGCCCUGGUUCGACCGCGGCGUCCCCGCACGCAACCGCCCGCGCUACAAUAGCCUCACCCGCCUCACCACCCUCCCCCUCGCCGCCACCCCCGCCGCGCGCGACGCCUUCCUCCGCCCCGACGCGUCCUGGCGCAACAUGUUCGUCACCCAACCGCCACUCACCGCGCUCGACCGCCUCAACCGCGUGCACUCGAUGGAGGGCGACGGCGCCAGAUGGGGGACGCUGCGUUUCCCGCACGGCGUCACCAUGGGCGUGCUGUACGACGCGACGUGCGAGGAGUUGCUGCCUUUUUAUGACUGGGCGGUGGGGUUUGGCGUGCAGUGGCAGGGGGCGCGGGGGAGGGUGGUGCUGGUGGCGGAGUUUAUUGCGCAGUGUACGGAUGAGACGAGCGAGGAGGAGACGAGGGAGUGGGAGGGGUACUAUAGUAGGGCGUUUCGGGAGAUGCCGAAGAUUGAGUGGGAGAGUAGGGGCGACGGGGGCCCGGUGGCUCAGGAGGAGUUGCUUUUGGAUGGGGAUUAUGAGGCUGAUGUUCCGUGGGAGAGGUGA
Messenger RNA from Diplodia corticola, 852 nucleotides. Its product is annotated as f-box domain protein. Gene Ontology annotation, molecular function: protein binding. The transcript has a single exon. Bases 1 to 852 code for a protein of 283 amino acids. The record is from RefSeq and is a predicted model, not a curated record. NCBI's taxonomy places the organism in Eukaryota, Fungi, Ascomycota, Dothideomycetes, Botryosphaeriales, Botryosphaeriaceae.